UGAAUUGUAACUCAUUGCACUAUAAGGUAGAAUUGUUUCUUUUGUUUCGUGUUUGUUAAAAAUGACGUUUUUUCUCCGACCGAGCCGUUCGUUUUUCCGCCUUCACGUGCGUUCGUGCCACCAGAGUAUUUACAGCAGAAACUCAAACCCGCGGAGCGUGACAGUGGACCUUGGACAAAAGAAACUUGAAAUCACUUCGGGGAGGUUUGCCAGAUUUGCUGAUGGAUCUGCUGUUGUACAGUUGGGAGACACCUCGGUGAUGGUGACGGCGGUAAGCAAGACUAAACCUUCUCCGUCGCAGUUCAUGCCACUUGUGGUGGACUACAGACAGAAAGCAGCUGCUGCAGGUCGAAUCCCCACCAACUAUCUGAGACGGGAGCUGGGCACCACCGACAGUGAGAUCCUCACCAGCAGACUCAUUGAUCGUUCGAUUAGACCCCUUUUCCCUGCUGGUUACUUUUAUGACACUCAGGUCCUUUGCAACCUGCUUGCAGUUGAUGGUGUUAAUGAUCCAGAUGUACUUGCUAUUAAUGCAGCUUCUGCUGCUCUGGCCCUGUCUGACAUCCCUUGGGGUGGCCCCAUAGGUGCUGUCAGAGUCGGCAUGGUUGAUGGAGAGUUACUGGUCAAUCCAACGAGGGCAGAGAUGGCUUUCAGUAGUUUAAACCUGAUUGUGUCCGGUGCUCCCUGCAGUCAAGUGGUGAUGAUUGAAGCGUCUGCUGAGAACGUGCUGCAGCAGGACUUCUGCCACGCCGUGAAGGUGGGAAUCAAACACACCCAGCAGAUUAUUCGAGCCAUCCAGCAGCUAGUGCAGGAGCAGAACGUCACCAAGCGCACGCCAGCCAAGCUGUUCUUAGUCCCGACUCAGAUGGUGGAGCACAUCCGGAAAUUAGCGUCGGAGAAGAUUUACGGUGUUUUCACAGAUUUCACACAUGAUAAGAUUUCAAGAGAUGAAGCAAUCAACAAAAUUCGAUUAGAAACUGAAGAAGGCCUAAAGGAAACGUACCCCCAGGCUGAGCCCUUUGACGUCACUGAGUCGUUCAACACUGUGACCAAAGAAAUCUUCCGUAAUUUAGUGCUGAACGAGUACAGGAGAUGCGAUGGGAGAGAAUUGACGGCUUUAAGGAACAUUUCCUGCGACGUUGACCUGUUCAAGCCGCUCCACGGCUCAGCGCUGUUUCAGAGAGGACAGACGCAGGUGCUGUGCAGCGUCACGUUUGACUCCCUGGAGUCAAGCGUCAAAACGGAUAUCAUCACCACAGCUCUCAGUGGAGUUAAAGACAAAAACUUUAUGCUUCAUUAUGAGUUUCCUCCGUAUGCAACUAAUGAGACUGGAAGGAUGGGAGGCCUGAACAGGAGAGAGCUCGGCCACGGCGCUCUGGCUGAGAAGGCUCUGAGACCAGUCAUUCCUAAAGAGUACCCCUUCACCAUCAGGGUGACAGCGGAGGUGCUGGAGUCCAACGGAUCCUCCUCGAUGGCUUCUGCUUGUGGAGGCAGCCUUGCUCUCAUGGAUGCAGGUGUUCCCAUCUCUUCAGCUGUGGCAGGCGUUGCCAUUGGUCUUAUCUCGAAGGGUAAUUCAGAAAAUAACUCCGAGAUCGAAGACUACAGAUUACUAACAGAUAUUCUGGGAAUAGAGGAUUAUCUUGGAGACAUGGACUUCAAAUUGGCAGGAACAAGCAAGGGGAUCACUGCUUUACAGGCUGAUGUAAAGAUUCCAGGUUUACCCCUCAAGGUGGUCAUGGAGGCGAUCCAACAGGGCACAGUGGCAAAGAGGGAAAUCUUGGGCAUUAUGAACAAAUGCAUAGCCAAACCCAGUGAGAACAGAAGAGGGAACGGACCUGUUGUUGAAAAUGUGCGGGUUCCUGUGUCUAGAAGAGCCCGCUUCGUGGGUCCUGGAGGAUGUAACCUCCGAAGGCUUCAAGCUCAGACAGGCGUUACGAUUAGUCAAGUGGAUGAGGAGUCGUUUUCUGUGUUUGCUCCGACUCCCGGAGCGAUGAAUGAAGCUCAGGACUUCAUCGGAGAGAUCUGCAAAGAUGAUCAAGAGCAGCAGCUGGAGUUUGGGUCCAUCUACACCGCCUCCAUCACAGAAAUAAGGGAUUUUGGUGUGAUGGUGAAACUUUAUCCCAACAUGAGUCCUGUUCUGCUUCAUAACUCCCAGUUGGACCACAAACGGAUCAGACAUCCAAGUGCUUUGGGUUUAGAGGUGGGACAGGAGAUACAGGUCAAGUACUUUGGGAGGGAUCCAACAGACGGGAGAAUGCGGCUUUCCCGGAAAGUGCUUCAGUCUCCUGCUGCUACUAUUGUUAAAACACUUAGUGAGAAACAGAGCAUCUCCAUGGGCUCAAACAACAAUCCAACGACCGAUGCCGAUUCAUGACACGAUGCCGCAGCAGCCGCUUCAAAGGGGAUUCAAACUGUGGAUGUUUUACACCAGAAACAUGAAGAAAUCUGCCAGAAGGAAGAGCGUCAGAUUUGUUUUACGGAGCUGCUGAGUGUGAACACGACCGACAAAAAAACAGCAACGCGGUGACAGGCUGAGGCUGAGUGAAGCUAAUUAUGAAGAUGUUCCUUUAUUCCACCUUUACUUUGUUGUCUGACCACAUGAAACGGUUUAGAUUUCACUUUAUCGUUCUGUUCCCUCAUUUCAUCACAAAAGUGCUUCUGUUAUCACUGACGUGUUAACACUGGCUCUUUUUGUUCAUGGAUUUUAAUGUUAAAAUCUUUUAUAAUGCUCUCUUGAAAGCUGCCAGGAUUAAAAUAUGGACUAAACAACGCGGGGCAAAGUUCA
Nematolebias whitei (Rio pearlfish) is the source of this 2785-nucleotide messenger RNA. Its product is annotated as polyribonucleotide nucleotidyltransferase 1, mitochondrial. Lineage: Eukaryota; Metazoa; Chordata; Actinopteri; Cyprinodontiformes; Rivulidae. Gene Ontology annotation, biological process: mitochondrial RNA 3'-end processing; mitochondrial mRNA catabolic process. The transcript has 28 exons. Gene Ontology annotation, cellular component: cytosol; mitochondrion. The coding region runs from base 62 to 2374 and encodes 770 amino acids. Gene Ontology annotation, molecular function: RNA binding; 3'-5'-RNA exonuclease activity; polyribonucleotide nucleotidyltransferase activity. The record is from RefSeq and is a predicted model, not a curated record.